This is a messenger RNA of Boleophthalmus pectinirostris (great blue-spotted mudskipper), 2453 nucleotides long. RefSeq names its product 3-hydroxyisobutyryl-CoA hydrolase (gene hibch). The transcript has 14 exons. The coding region runs from base 101 to 1243 and encodes 380 amino acids. Gene Ontology annotation, biological process: L-valine catabolic process. The record is from RefSeq and is a predicted model, not a curated record. Lineage: Eukaryota; Metazoa; Chordata; Actinopteri; Gobiiformes; Gobiidae. Gene Ontology annotation, cellular component: mitochondrion. Gene Ontology annotation, molecular function: 3-hydroxyisobutyryl-CoA hydrolase activity.
GCUACAUCCCGGAACAAAACUCGUAAACGCUGAAUAAAAAAAAAUAAAAAAAAUCUGCCCAAAGUGGUCAGUGGACACGUGAAACAGGUCAAAGUGAACCAUGUCCCUCACGGUGCUGACUCACGCCUGCAGACUAAGGAGUGUAUGCCGGCUGCAGAGAAUCCAGAGCCACAUGAUGUCGUCCCAGCCAGACCCUGAGGUGCUGCUGCAGAAAGUGGGCCGGGCCGGAGUCAUCACAAUGAACCGCCCCAAAGUCCUCAACGCCCUGAACCUCAACAUGAUCCGGACCAUUUACCCACAGCUCAAGAAAUGGGAGGCAGACAGCGACACGGACCUGGUGAUCAUCAAAGCUGAGGGAGGAAAGGCGUUUUGUGCUGGAGGAGACAUCAGAGCUGUGACAGAGGCUGGAAAAGUGGGAGAUUCUCUGGCUGAAGACUUCUUUAGGGAAGAGUACAUCCUGAACCACGCCAUCGGAACUUGUAAAAAGCCUUAUGUUGCUCUGAUCGAUGGCAUCACUAUGGGAGGGGGUGUGGGGCUGUCCGUGCACGGGCGUUUCAGAGUGGCCACAGAGAAGACACUGUUUGCGAUGCCUGAGACUGGGAUCGGCUUGUUCCCAGACGUAGGAGGAGGGUACUUUCUCCCCAGGCUGCAGGGAAAACUGGGACUCUUUUUGGCUCUAACCGGAUUCAGACUCAAAGGAAGAGACGUGCAUCGCGCCGGAGUCGCCACGCACUUUGUAGACUCAGGCAAGAUGUCAGAUUUGGAGCAGGAGUUGGUGCAGUGUCCCUCUGUGGAAGACAUCAGUAAAGUGCUGGACUCGUAUCAAAACCAGAGCAGCUCCGGCUCAGACAAACCGUUCGUCCUGGAAAAGCACCUCGCCCACAUCAACAGGUUGUUCAGUGGCGACAGUGUGGAGGGCAUCGUGCACAAUCUGAAAGCAGACGGCUCAGAGUUUGCAGUAAAACAGGUUGAGACUCUGUCACGGAUGUCGCCCACCUCUCUGAAGAUGACGUUCAAGCAGCUGCAGCUAGGGGGCGCUCUCAGUCUGAAGGACGUCCUGAUAAUGGAGUACAGGCUUUCUCAGGCCUGCAUGAGAGGCCAUGACUUCUACGAGGGCGUGAGAGCAGUGCUGGUGGAUAAAGACCAGAGUCCUCACUGGAGUCCCAGUUCUCUGGACCAGGUGUCGGACCAGGACGUGGACCGCUGCUUCUCUCCUCUGGGACCCAAAGAGCUGAUUUUAUGAACGAGAUCCGGGUCUGAACCUGCCUCUGCAAACACCAUAUAAAACGCCUUGGACUAACAGAAGCACUUUGCACACUCCUCAAUACAAACAUGGACUUGGAGCUUUUUACUGUUUUAUUUGUCAAACUCAUACCUGGGUUUGUGCUGAACGAAUCUGGAAAAAAUAUCAAAUAGUGUUUUUUCUGUAGUGUACCAGUAAGUUAUGGAUGCACCCGUCCAACACUGAUACACUUGAAAUUUCAAAUAUCAGUUCAGUUGAUUAGUUGGACACUACCUGUAAAAAGUUUGAGCACACCUUCUCAUUCUCAUGUGUUUUUUCUUUAUUUUUACUACUUUUUACAUUUUAGAUACAAACAGAAGAGAUCACAUAUAUUAUGAAGAUAUAUGGAAUUAUGUGAGGAAGAAAAUAAAUAAAUAAACUCAAUUAAAUAUAUUUAAUACUGUAAUUUAUGUUCAAAUCCUCACAGUCUCCACCCUUUGCUUUGUGGACAAACCUGUGGCCUUCUCUCAAUGAGCUUCAUGACGAUGUCUUCUGAAAUGGUUUUUACUUCACAGUUGUGCCUCAUCCGGGUCAAGAAAUGUCAAAAUUGCAAAGCAGCGAUGAAAGCAGAGGGUGACUACACUCUACACGUGUCAUUCAUAGUUUUGGUCUCUUUCAGUGAGAAUCGCAGUGUAAAUCAUCGUGAAAAUAAAGAAGAAACAUACAUGAAAAAGUGUGUCCAAACUUCUGACUGAUGCUGUACAAAGCUGCUCUGUAGUUACUUCAAUUUAAAUAACAAUUACAUGUGGAUAAAUUUUGACUUAUUUUGUUUAAACUAAAAGAAAUAAAUGUUGUUUUCAGUUUCUGCUCUGGUGUCGGUUAAUAUCAGGAUUUGACAGAUACUUAAAGUUAUAGUAUCGUAUCAGAACAGAAAAGCUGGAUCCCUUGUAUGCAGUUAGUAUUUUUACCAUUAGAUUUGUGGUUUUCAGAGUUACUGUAACACUCCUAGUAUCCUGUAAAAAUCUGGAUUUAAAGCACAUUUCAAGACACUGCAUUUAGGCCUGUCAGGAGGACACAUUUUGAAGUGUGAUUUAUUUUGCUGAAGUAAAUAGAUGAUAAACAAUAAUACUGAACCCAAAUCAUAAGGCUAAAGUAUUUCAAAAGUAUUCUAAAUGUACAAUAUUGUUAAAAAAUGUGAGCCGCAAUAAAUAACACUUAAGUUUUGUAUCUA